Seriola dumerili (greater amberjack) is the source of this 8047-nucleotide messenger RNA. RefSeq names its product AT-rich interactive domain-containing protein 1B-like. The record is from RefSeq and is a predicted model, not a curated record. The transcript has 21 exons. Bases 1 to 6714 code for a protein of 2237 amino acids. Gene Ontology annotation, cellular component: nucleoplasm; nBAF complex; SWI/SNF complex. Gene Ontology annotation, molecular function: nucleosome binding; DNA binding. Gene Ontology annotation, biological process: regulation of transcription by RNA polymerase II; positive regulation of DNA-templated transcription; chromatin remodeling. NCBI's taxonomy places the organism in Eukaryota, Metazoa, Chordata, Actinopteri, Carangiformes, Carangidae.
AUGGCUGCGCAAGUGGCAUCGGCUCCGACCAGAACUAAUAACAAAAAUAAGAAAUUAUCCAGCGGUUUGGGUCCGGAGCUCAAUUCGGGGAAAUCCGGAGGAGGCGGAGGAGGAGGGACCGUACAGCGAACUGGACCGAUGCUGGGUGCCGGAGAUGGGACUCUGAAUAAUGUAGACCAUCACCGCCGAAACGAGCUCAACAUGGUCCAUUCAACUUCCACGACUCACAACGCUCCGGACGGCCACGACAAGGAUGGGAAUAACCUUACGUCCGCCUCGGCGUCGACUAAUUCAACCACUUCCUCGAUGGAAACGGGUUUGAUCGCGAACCACAAGCUGAAAUGUGUGGGGAGCGGAGAUUCCCCUCAGUCCCAACCGCUGCCUCAGCAGCAGCCGCCGCCGCAAUUCGGCCAAUUUGCGCCACAUCAGCAGCGACAGAUCCAAAGUAAUAACACCGCCAAUAACAACGGCCAGGGGCCUCGGGGGGACAGGGGUAUGGAUCACCAACACCACGGUGGCAAAGAGAACCUGUUGGGGGGGCACGGGGAGCCACAGCAGCAGCACAUGCCAGGGAAAGGUGAGGGGGACCUCACCUGUAAACCCGCGGAGAGGAUGACGAGUACCAGGUACGAACAUUCUAACUUGGGGCCAACUACUAACAACUCAGAGUUUAAUAACAACUAUUAUACUCCAAGGCCCUGUUAUGAGCAACAUGGCGGACAGCAGCAACAAAGCGGUGGGAUGGGGAUAACGCACUCCUCGGCGCAUAACAGCAUGGAGAACUCCCACGAAGCGGGGUUCCACAACAGCCAGUACAACCAAUACCCGGCGUACCGGGCGGGCUACGGCGGCGGGGCCUACGGGAUGAUGGGCCCCUCUGGAUGCCGGCAACCAGGGAACAUGAUGAUGGGCAGCAACUCCUCAACAAGCCACGGCAAGUCUCCACUGGGAGCUGGUUCGGGUGGCUUUCAGAGGUUCCCGGGACAAACUCAGCAGCAACAGCAUCCCUCAGGGGCCACCCCGACCCUCAACCAGCUGCUGACGUCCCCCAGCCCCAUGAUGCGGGGUUAUGGCGGUGCCUAUCAAGACUACAGUGGCCCCACGGCGCAGCAGCAAGCCGGUAUGGGCCUGGGGAAAGAUGUGGGGGCCCAGUACGGAGCAGCCUCGGCUCACGUCUGGGGAGGACAGCAGAGAAACCACCCUCACUCAAUGAGCCCGGGAAACGGAGGGCCAGGCCUCGGCAGGACGCAGGUGUCCUCCAUGGACUUCAUGGCUUUGAAGCGCUCGCAGCUGUACGGCAUGGCGAACAAUCCCUACUCCACUCCACAGCAGCCAGGGGGUGGCCCUUACCCCUCUAGCCAGCCAUACACGUCGCCUCCUCCGCACCGAUAUCCAAUGAGCAUUCAAGGGAGGGGCCAACUGGGCAUGGGCGGAAUGCAGUACCCUCAACAGCAGGGAACCCCUCCGUACUUCAGCCCCCCUCAGCAGACCCCUCCAGGCCCGACCCAGAGUCCCUACCUACAGCCGCGACCACCACCACAACAGGAGGCCCAGCAGGAGAACUACAGCGCCAGGGGUCCUGCUCCAGGGAAUUCUGGGAAGGCCAACAACGAAGAUGGCGUCUCCCAGGAUCGCCCUUCCAGUCUGCCGGAUCUGUCCGGCUCGAUUGAUGACCUCCCCACAGGGACGGAGGUUGGUCUGGGCUCAGCCGUCAGCGCCGGUGGCUCCUCCAGCAGCAGCAGUAGUAGCCAGGGGGAGCAGGGAGGCGCCAGUAACCAGGGACAGUCCCCCUUCUCCCCACACGCCUCCCCACACCUCCCCAGCCAGCGGAGCGGCCCCUCUCCCUCCCCUGUUGGCUCGCCCGCAGGCUCCACUCAGUCCCAGCAGUCCCGAUCUGGCUCUGGACCCAUCUCUCCUGCCAGCGGACCCUCUGCCAACACCGCCGUACCAGGUUCCACCAUGGCCCCACAGAGCUCUGGCAACGGACCAGAUGGAUCCCACCCACCAAUCACCCGCUCACCUAUGGCUCAGGAGAGAGGGUUCAUGUCUAACAUGCAGAGGAACCAGGCUGGCUCCCAGUUUGCUUCUCCUCAGUCCGGACCCUCCAUGUCCCCGCACCCUUCACCUGGGGGCCCAUUGUAUCCAGGGAUGGGUCCUUACUCCCAGAGCGGCCCCACAGGCCCUUAUGGACCUCAAGGAUCUCAGUAUGGACACCAAGGUAACUACCCUCGGCCCUCUAACUACAGCGGGACGGCCAGCACCAGCUACAGCGGCCCCGGCCCCGGCCUGACCAACAGUCUGGGAAUGAAUGCGAGCAGCCCUAUGCACGGCCAGGGCCCCGGCCAGCCCAUACCUGUAGGACGUAGCCAUGGUCCAGGUAACCAGAACAGGGUGUAUCCACCUAUGGCUCCCAGCUCCCCCAGCAUGCCUCAGCCAGCUGGGCCAGGGAUGGGCCCUCCUUCUUUGGGUAGCUCAAACCGCAAGGCCCAGGAGGCAGCAGCAGCUGGCAUGCCAGGAUCUGCCAACUCAACACACAAUAGGCAGGGCAGCUAUCAAGGCCCUGGCAUCAGCCAGGCAAGCACCACUGUCCCCUACAGCCAGCCAACAGGCAACAACAGCUCAGCCAUCGGAGCCAUGGGAAUGUCCGGAGACAGCAUGAUGAGUCCAGAUGGGAAACCCAAAACGGACGUGAAAGAUGACACAGGCCCCACCAACGAGCCUCACAAACCAAAGCUACAGGACGGCUACAGCAACAAUAACAGUAGCAGUGGCUCCCAGCAGUGUGUGUCCCAGCCAGCCACGCCAGGUGGUGCCCUGCCCGUACCCUCCCCCCUCUCACCCAGCCCAGCCAGCCUGUCCUCCUACCACGGAGACGACAGCGACAGCAUCAGCAGCCCCCCUUGGCCUCUCAAGACCCCCUCCAGCCCCAAAGCCAACCCUAACCCCUCCUCCCUCAGCGGGGAGCGAAUCACACGCCUUUAUGAGCUUGGUGUGGAGCCGGAGCGGCGGGGCUGGGUGGAACGAUACCUGAACUUCAUGGAGGAGAGGGGCACGCCUGUUGCCCAACUGCCCGCUGUGGGCAAAAAGCCACUGGAUCUCUGGAAGCUCUAUAUGGCUGUUCGGGAGAUCGGAGGCCUCGCCAUGGUGAACAAGAACAAGAAGUGGCGUGAGCUGUCCACCACCCUGAACGUUGGCACGUCAAGCAGCUCCGCCAGCUCCCUCAAGAAGCAGUACAUCCAGUAUCUGUUUGCCUAUGAGUGUAAGAUGGAGAGAGGAGAAGAGCCGCCGGCAGACAGCAGCAGCAGCAGCAGCAGCAGCAGCAUGGCUGGAGGGGACAACAGAAAGCAGGUCAAGAUCCAGCCGCCCUCACCUGCUAAUUCAGGCGGCUCCCUCCAAGGCCCACAGACGCCCCAGUCCUCUGGCAGCAGCUCUACAGCAGAGGCAGCAGGGGAUCUGAAACCCCCCACACCUGCUACCACCCCUCUGGGACAGGUCACUCCACUGCCCCCUAACAGUAGUGUGAGCAUACAGGACCCCUUCUCGGAGGUGAGUGACCCGGCCUUCCAGAAGCGUGCCACCUCCCUGCCCCCCUCAGCUCCUUACCAGCAGGGCCUCAGCAUGCCUGACAUGAUGAUGAGGAUGCAGUACGACGCCAAGGACCCCUUCGCCGGGAUGAGGAAGAUGGCAGGAGCUGAUCCCUACAUGCCGGGCCAGAUGCCUGGUGGUGGUAUGCAAGACAUGUAUGGUCGACCCCCAUCUGCCCUGAGCAUGAGCCAAAGGUCACAGUAUCCGUACGGGCCAGGCUAUGACAGGAGACCAGACCAUGUGAUGGGGAUGGAGGGGAGCAUGGGUCCCCCUGGGAGUCAGAACAACCUGGGGCCCUCCAACAGUGAAGGCAGCAUGUACUCUCCCAGCAGAUACCCUUCACAGCAGAGGUGUGUACAUGAUGGCUACGGUCAGCAGUAUCCCGGCAUGCCAUAUGGGAUGCAUCCUUCUGGGAUGUACCCUCAACAGCAGGGCUACAAACGGCCCAUGGACGGUAUGUAUGGCCCCCCACCCAAGAGACACGAGAGUGACAUGUAUGCCAUGCAGUACGCCAACCAGCAGCCGGAAAUGUACAACCACUACGGUGGUGGGUACUCAGGCCCUGAACACAGAGCCAUACAGGGACAGUUCCCCUACCCCUACCCCCGCGACCGUAUGGCCCCCUCAGGACAGAGCCAGCACAGUAUGAUGGGUGGGGGGCCCACUCCUAACCACGCUGCCGAUGGGCCCAACAUGUGGCCAUCCAGGACAGACCUCGGCUAUCCUUACCCCAACCGACAGGGACCGCCGUCUCAAAUGCCGCCUUACGGCUCAAUUGGUAGAGAUGACAUGGACGGGCGGCCCGGGCAGGAGCAGUGGCACCGUCAGUCCCCCUACAUGUCAUCAUCAGCCGGCAUGCCUCCCCUAUCUUCACGCCAGCCAUCGUCUUUUUCCAACUCCCCAUCCAUGGCCAACCACCUGCCCAGAGCACCCAGCCCAGGGGCCUUCCAGCGCUCCCUGGACUCUCGGAUGUCACCCAGCAAAGUACCGUUCAUGUCACCCAUGAAGAUGCCUAAGCCUGGGAUGGCCAUGAUGGGCUCACAGAUCAGUGGACCCAUGGGUCAGUUUCCUCCCAACCUGAGGAGGGACCUCAACUACCCGCCAGGAUCAGUGGAGGCCACCAUGUCCAUCCUCAAGCCUCGACGCAAACUUACCUCCAAGGACACUGGAACGCCUGAGGCCUGGCGCGUCAUGAUGUCUCUGAAGUCUGGCCUGCUGGCAGAGAGCACAUGGGCUCUAGACACCAUCAACAUCCUCCUGUACGAUGACAGCACUGUGGCCUCCUUUAACCUCUCCCAGUUGCCUGGAUUCCUCGAGCUCAUCGUCGAGUACUUCCGCCGCUGUCUGAUCGAGAUCUUUGGCAUCUUGGAGGAGUUUGAGGUGGGGACUGUGGCUCAUAAAAGCCUUUUGGAUCCUCCUUCUAAACAGAAAGAAGAAUCCAUCCCUGACCAGGAAACUGAUUCGACUGUCCAACCUGAAUCAGAGUCAGCCCCCGCAGCAGCAGAGCUGCAAGAGGAGCAAGCAGGAGCCGUCGUGGAGGAAGCUCCACCCGUCGCUGCUGCGCCAGAGUCAGCAGUGGUGAAUGGUGAAAAGGAGGAGUCUGAGACGAGUGGAAAGAAGGAGGACAAGAAUAAAGAAGAUGGAGAGAAAGAGGAGAAGGAAGAAAAGAGUGAAGAUGGAGCAGAGAGUAAAAAGGAGUCUAUGGACCAACCUGUUGCAGAACUAGAGCCUAAACCUCAACAAGCCAGCAAAUACGAUAAGCUCCCAAUCAAGAUCAUCCACAAAGAGGACCUGAUUGAAGACAUGACAGAGCACUUAGGUUACGUCACCGAGUUCACCAGUGGGCUGCUACACUGGCAGGCCGGUGGAGGCGACUCCACCGCACACAUUCAGACACACUUUGAACCACGUACUGCGCCACCUGCCAGGGCGGAUGAGAAGAUCGGAAAGGAGAACAAACAGGAAAACAAGAUGGAGGUGGAAAAGAAACAACCUCUGAAACAUAUCACCGCUACUAUAGAUGAUGUUUUGUGUGCUCGGGUUGACGCCCUCUCUUACGCUCACCCAGCACGCUCCUUGCCAUCCUACCCAUUCAGGGUGCAUUCAGAUGGGGAGCAGGACCACAUCACCUUGCUGGAGGAUGAGCCCCGCUGCCUGGAUGAGGCUCCGCUCUCCACAACAUCCUCCUGGCAGGACUCGCUGUCCAAGCGGUGCCUCUGUGUCUCCAACAUCGUCCGGAGCCUGUCUUUCAUCCCGGGGAACGACUUGGAUAUGUCACGCCACCCUGCUCUGGUUCUUCUUUUGGGCAGGCUGCUCCUGCUGCACCACCAGCACCCGGAGAGGAACAGGUCGCCCCCUAGCUACCAGAGAGACGAACAGCAGGAGCAGGGGCUGUCGAGUAGCAAAGAGGAGUGGUGGUGGGAGUGUCUGAGUCUGCUCAGGGAGAAUGCCAUGGUCACACUGGCCAACAUCUCUGGCCAGCUGGAUCUCUCCAACUAUUCAGACACUAUCUGCCUCCCCAUCCUGGAUGGCCUUCUCCACUGGAUGGUGUGCCCUUCAGCUGAGGCCCAGGACCCCUUCCCGUCAGCAGCACCCCACUCCCAGCUCACUCCUCAAAGGCUGGUGCUGGAGUGCCUCUGCAAGCUGAGCAUCCAAGAAGGCAACGUGGACCUCCUGCUAGCUACGCCUCCUUUCAGCCGACAGGAGAAACUCUUCACUGUCCUGGUCCGUUACGUGGGUCAGAGGAAGGCCCAGGUGUACAGGGAGAUGGCAGUGGCUGUCCUCUCCCACCUGGCGCAAGGAGACCCCACAGCGGCACGUGCCAUUGCCAUGCAGAAGGGCAGCGUGGGUAAUUUGGUAGGUUUCUUGGAGGACGGUGUUAGCAUGGCGCAGUACCAGCAGAACCCUCACAGCUUACUGCACAUGGGGCAUCCCCCUAUGGACCCACCGAGCAUAAACAUGAUGUGCAGAGCAGCUAAAGGCCUGCUGGCCAUGGCUAAAGUGGAGGAGAACAAGACAGAGUUUGUGCUGUACGAAAGCAGAUUAUUAGACAUCUCCAUUUCUUCGGUGCUCAGCGCGGGAGUGGUGGCUAUUAUUUGCCAAGUUCUCUUUCACUUAGGGAAAUUAUGACAGGAGGAGAGGCAGGACUUACACAGCAGACCCUAAGGUGGACAAGAUAUUUCUGUGGUUUUCUAUUUUUAUUUAUCAAAAUUACAGAAAAUGUUUGUUUUUUUAAAAGAAGUAUCCACAUAAACAAAAUAUCUAUAUAUGUAUAGCUUCUGGGCCCUGUUAAAAAAGUGGGUUUGGGAUUUGAAAGCUCAUUUUAAUACAAAUAUUUAAUACCUGCUGGUGUUGGAUUGCUAUGUUUAAUAUUUUGUUUGGCAUUUGUUUUUGUUUGUUUACUUUUUCAGCCAAAGCUGCCACCAGAUUUUGGUGCUGAAUUACAUGGUUCCUUUUGAGUCGAUGAGUUGUUGAGAUGUUUUUCAGUUUUAUAAAUGCUAAUAUACUCAUCAACAUUUUGUUAAUGGAGAGUAUUUAUUUAAAAUGUGACACUGUACAGUAGUUUGAACUUUUUUGCCAACAGUUGUGGGGGAAAAAAACACUGACUUUUUAAAUUGAAAUGUAUAUGUCUCCAUCGCUGGAAGAUAAAUUGUGCAAUAGGACUAGAGCAAGUUGUCCGUUUUGAGAACAAGAAGAAAAUGUAACUCUUUAAAGACACCUGCAGUGUGUGCUUUAGGCCAUGAGGAGGCAGCAUUGCACCAGCCAAUCAACAUGAGAGAAGCGCAUCUGUCAAAAAAAGUGUCUAAUUUAUCAAUCAUAGCCUCAACGACUUUCACAGAUGAACUUUGUGUUUCCUAAGCACUUGUGUUAUGUCUGUAUUUUUUCAUCACUGUGUAUAUAAACCGUUGUACAAUGGACGCACAUGAUUCUUUCAGUCUCUAUCAAGCAUAGCAAGAGAUGGGACUUUCUGACUAUUAUAACAAAUGCUUUUAUUGUUGGUAAAAUUUGUUAUUGUUAUUAUACAUAUUUUGUUAAUGGGGUCAAAUAUUUGAACAUGGCAGAUGUAACUGAUGUUUCAAUGUAAAAAUUCCUGUAUGCAUUGUAUUAUAGCUGAGAAAACAAUCGCUUUGGUAAUCAAACGUGGAAGUGCCAGGGUGAGAGGAUAUCUAGGCGAGGUCACAUAAGAAACCUGAACACAUUUCUGUUUGUUACUGUCCUCCAUACAUGUCAAUGGGCAUAUUUUUGAAUCUAGAUAAUGCUCUAAAAGAAAAGUCUGAAAAGAUCCUUCAAAAUGUCCUGAAAGCUCAUUGUAAAAUUUGCCUUUUUUCGUAUGUCUCUCUUUUAUUCAGUAUACACAUUUAUACUCUGUGCUGCACAUGUCACAAAUAAAUGUACGAUGAACAUCGUUAAGCACCGGAGACGUUGCAUUAUGUCCAGACAAUCUUAGGCCAAUAAAACAAAC